AUGAUGACGUCAUGCAUGCGAGGGACCGCAACGAUGACGUGCAUGCUCGCGCUGAUGACCUCACACGCAGUAGUGAUAAUGGCGAAGACGUUGCGGCAUCUAAACCGGAAUCAACUGAAGCUUCCAAAUGUGAUGAGGUGAUGAAGGACAGUGCUUUGAAAGAUACAGUAACCAGCGCGAUGCCGGCGUCCGAGCGAGAUGCAAUCAUAAAGAAGUUUGUCGACGAGCUCGAGGAUUGGAAAGAGAUGCAACAGCAGAUGUAUAAAGUGCAGUUGAAACGCAAAGAGGACUACCACCUGGAGCUGCUGGCGAGCGAGUGGAGCCGGCGCCGCGGGGAGCUGGAGCACAAGCUGCGGGGCGGAGUGGAGCGGUGCCGGCAGCUGGCGGCGCAGCUGGCCGCAGCCACGCAGGACUUGCAGCUGCGAGCCUUCCGGAGCACGGCGCGGGAGAACAAGUUAUUAGAAGCAAAGAAAGCGUUAGAGGCGCACUACACGUCCAAGUUCCAGGAGCUUCGGGAGGCCUCGCAGAAGAUGGAGGCAGAUAUGAACCACCAGCUUCGGCUCAAGGAGCUGGCCGUGGAGGAGGAGCGGGCCAGGGUGCAGUCGCUGGAGAAACAAAUAGACGUGCUCAAGAGGAAUCUGAUGAAUAUUGAAAAAGAAGCCGAAAGCAGAUGUUCCGGUUUGACAAAGGAUCAAACUGCGAGUCUCAUACAAGAAUUGCGUUGUCUAGAGGAGAAGUUGGAGAGUGCAGUGCAGUCGAAGUCGUUCUUCAAGGAGCAGUGGGGCCGAGCGGUGCGGGAGCUGCACCUCAUGAAGCUGGCCGGGAGGAGACAGGUCCUGGCGCGGCUGCGGAGCGACAGGAGGCGGCUCAGCGGGCCCGGAGCGGAUUUGAUGGAGGAACGAGAAGAGAGUGGAGUAGAGAAGAGUGAGAUGGACAUAAACAAGCUGAAGGACGACUUUUACAUGGAUAUCCUGGCCAACACACCUACCGUGGAGACACAUUCUGUGAUGAGCAAGGCCCGAAGAGCAAGGUGAAUGAACGCCUCAGCUCACUGAUAUCGCAAAGAGACGCUCUAAUACAGAACGACGAUCCGGACGAGAUUAUGCUGACACAACUCAACCACGAGAUAAGAAAUAUCCUUAUUAAUUAUGGCAAUUGAUUAAAUAUGUUAUUUAGAUGUUGUUCAAUUAUUUGUUGUUAUAUUGUUUAAAAAAAAGUUGAAAUAAAUUAACUUAGAACUGA
Leptidea sinapis is the source of this 1242-nucleotide messenger RNA. Its product is annotated as centrosomal protein of 120 kDa. Gene Ontology annotation, biological process: centrosome cycle; interkinetic nuclear migration; positive regulation of centriole elongation. The record is from RefSeq and is a predicted model, not a curated record. The coding region runs from base 12 to 1034 and encodes 340 amino acids. Gene Ontology annotation, cellular component: centrosome; centriole. The transcript has 9 exons. NCBI's taxonomy places the organism in Eukaryota, Metazoa, Arthropoda, Insecta, Lepidoptera, Pieridae.